CUCCACCACACGCUGUCAGUGGGCUCCCACCCACACAAGUCCUUCCCCGCUCCCUCCUGCUCCCUCUCCAGUGCUGUUACAUGGGAUGGAGCACACACCAACUCACCCUGUGCCGCUCCAUGCCCCCACAUUCACACAGCCACCAUCUCACCGUCUCUCCGUGCCCUUCUCAUUGCCCAGCCCAGCUCACGGUGGUGGCACCGAGCCUCCGGGUCACUGCCAUCGUGGGACAGGACGUCGUGCUGCGCUGCCACUUGUCCCCUUGCAAGGAUGCUCGAAGCUCAGACAUCAGAUGGUUCCAGCACCGGUCCUCUGGUUUUGUGCACCACUACCAAAAUGGAGUGGAUCUGGAGCAGAUGGAGGAGUAUAAAGGGAGGACAGAACUGCUCAGGAAUGGGCUCUCUGAUGGAAACCUGGAUCUGCGCAUCACUGCUGUGAGAUCCUCUGAUAGUGGCUCCUACAGCUGUGCUGUGCAAGAAGGUGGUGAUGGCUAUGCAGAAGCUGUGGUGAACCUGGAGGUGUCAGAUCCCUUUUCCCAAAUCGUCCAUCCCUGGAAGGUGGCUCUGGCUGUGGUCAGCACACUUCUGCUUGGGUCAUUUGUCAUCACUGCUUUUCUCUGUAGAGAGCGAGGUGAGCUGAGAGCAGAGGGGAUGGAGCGCAGGGAGGUGUUGUGCAGGGACAGGGAUGGUCGGGAUGGUGCUGAGCUCUGCUCCAUGAAGAUACACAGGAAGAGGAAGAGAGAUUUUUCCUGGGAUUCCCAUAUUGCUUGUUAAACAGAACUUGCCUUUUGUUUUUGGGAAUGAGGGAAGGGGAAAAAGGAUUGUGGGUGGGAAGAUAGGAACGUGGCUGGAGCGUGGGACACGUGCAAAUGACCAGACCCUCUGAAGACAUCCUCAUAAACCAAGCUGCCCUGCUGAGCAUCUCCUCCUCCACUUUGUUUUACAGUGGCUCAGAGCAGAGGCCUGAGUGAGUACUUCCAGCCCCUUCCACCACCAAAAUCCCUUUAAUGGAUCUGAAAGAAGACUGCAGAGUGCGGGGUUUAUGCUGUGUGCUGGGGCCAUGGGAUCUUUGGGGCCUUGGGAGGUUUUGUGGCCUUGGCGUGUGCUGGGUUCAUGGGAUGCAGUUGGGUUGUGGGAUGUAUCAAUCCAGACUGCUCCUUGCAAAACUCUUAUCCAAUCAUUUCAUUUGAAUGGGUUUAAUCACAUCUUGGGACCAAAGUGGUCAUUGUCCCCUUUCGGUUCUGGGUAUGGGAGCAGACAUGGGAUGAGGAAGCAUUCUCUCUGACCAUGCAUUUCGUUUGCUUUUGUUUUGAAGAGAGAAAAGAUGCAGAGCUGGGUAAGUCUCCUUCCCCAAAGUGAGGGACUUCAUGGUCUCCCAAUGGCAUCAGCCGUGGGAUGAGCAGCUCUCCCCUCUGACCCUGCACUGCUCUGCUCUUCCUUUUCCAGCACAACAAGCUGAAAUACUG
Meleagris gallopavo (turkey) is the source of this 1465-nucleotide messenger RNA. Lineage: Eukaryota; Metazoa; Chordata; Aves; Galliformes; Phasianidae. The record is from RefSeq and is a predicted model, not a curated record.